AUGAUCGCGGUCGCAUGGCCUGUUGCAUUGUUGGGCAGUGCAAGUGUUUUGGACAAUCCGUGGAAUGUGUGCGUUUCGAGAGCUGCUGAGGUUGGUGAGCAUUUGGCGGAAAUUCUGCUGAGUCGAUCGCACGGCAAACGUCCCAUCACGCUGAUUGGUUUUUCGCUUGGCGCUCGGGUGAUAUAUCAUUGCUUGUUGGCGAUGAGCAAACGUGACAAUUGUCUUGGUAUCCAUUUGUUUUUCGUUUCCAUUUAG
Anisakis simplex (herring worm) is the source of this 255-nucleotide messenger RNA. Lineage: Eukaryota; Metazoa; Nematoda; Chromadorea; Rhabditida; Anisakidae. The record is from the annotation of a GenBank genome assembly.